Messenger RNA from Arachis ipaensis, 1035 nucleotides. RefSeq names its product putative indole-3-acetic acid-amido synthetase GH3.6. Gene Ontology annotation, molecular function: acid-amino acid ligase activity. NCBI's taxonomy places the organism in Eukaryota, Viridiplantae, Streptophyta, Magnoliopsida, Fabales, Fabaceae. Gene Ontology annotation, cellular component: cytoplasm. The record is from RefSeq and is a predicted model, not a curated record.
AAUUGCAGCACCAUAUUCCUUAGUAUUGGUCAAAGCAUUUACCCUUCUUGAGUCCAAGUGGGAAAAACUAUGUCAUGAUCUUGAACGUGGUUUCCCAAGUCAUGAAAUCUCAGAUGUUGCAAUGAGGGAAGCUGUAACAGAAACACUUGGAGGGCCUCAACCUGAAUUGUCAAACAGAAUAAGCAAAUUUGUGGAAGAUAAUGGCAAUGAUUGGAGUGGAAUUGCACAUAGAUUGUGGCAAAACGUUCGAUAUAUAAAGUGUGUUAGCACUGGAAUCAUGAAGCAAUAUUAUCCAAAGGUAAAGUAUUAUGCAGGAGAAGUACCUGUUGUAGGAGGGGAUUACUUUGCUUCUGAGUGUAGUGUUGGUUUGAACUUAGACAUAAUGCAACCCCCUGAGACUACAAGAUAUGUGUUGUUUCCAAAUACUGCUUACUUUGAGUUUCUUCCAUUUAACAUGAAUGAUGAAACCAAUAACAAUGUUGCUGACGAAAUGUUUGAUCAUAGCAGUGUAGAGGUUAGGAAGAUGUAUGAAAUAGUUGUUACUACUUAUGGCGGAUUCUAUCGCUAUCGUUUAGGUGAUGUAGUGCGAAUUCUUGGCUUCUAUAAUUCUUCUCCAGAAGUGGAGUUUGUGAUGAGAGCACCUAAAGCUGCAUCUGAGAUUCUAACUGAGAGAGACUUGAUUUCAGCAAUUGAUAACUUUCAACUUUCACUAAGAGGUGCCAUGAUGAGAACACAGAUAGUUGAGUUUGCAAGUUUCUUAGACCAAGAAUCAAGGCCGAAGCAGUUGAAGGUGUUCGUAGAAGUUCAAGAGGAAUCUGAUUUCAUGGAGGAUAAACAAGAGGAAUCAAUUAGGACAUUGAGAAGUUGUAUUACCUCACUUGAAGGUAGCUUGGGAGCCUUGUACAAAGUGGAGAAGGUUAAAGGUCAACUUGGGAACUAAAUGGUAUUCAUUCUAAGGCCUGGAGCAUUUGAUAAGUUAUAUGAAGCAGCCAUUAGAAAUGGAACACCAGCUAGUCAAUAUAAACCACCCAAGAU